AUGCCCGGGUCUUGUACAAAAUAUGCAAGUUAUAGAUCUUAUAAUAUACCUGGUAUAAAUCAAGGAGAUACUGUCGAUGAGUAUUUUACAAAUAGCACACAUGUAGACUAUAAAGCAUGUCUUGGAAAUAUUAAUUAUUUCUGCCUAUUCUGA
Molecule: messenger RNA, 153 nt
Organism: Dentiscutata erythropus
Lineage: Eukaryota; Fungi; Glomeromycota; Glomeromycetes; Diversisporales; Gigasporaceae
Source: the annotation of a GenBank genome assembly